GUUCGGAGUGGAUCGUUUUUUCGUUUAAGCUAGUUUUGUUGUAGCGUUGCAUUGUUGCAACAACGAAAACCGUGACUUAAAUCGGGCGCGUAAUCUCGAUCAGUUUCCUAGUGUACCUCGUGGUGUUCGGACCGGCUUACUCAACCGUUCCGUUGUUUAGUAGUGUAGAGGUGUGAUUAAAAAUAAUAAAAAAACGUGACUUGUUUGUGUUCGAAGAGCCCCAAGAAGGUGAAGAAAUAAAUAUGAAACCCAUCCCGUGCGCCGCGCUGGUGCUUCUGCUGCUGGCAACGGAUACCGUACCCACCGCCAGCGGACAGUGUUUGGCCGAAAACGAUAACGUCCAGCACACCAAAGCGGAUAGUUCGCAGUCACGGAACCGGCUGUACAAGGGCGAAUCGAUAUUCACGCUGAAACUGCUGGAAGCCAUCAAUACCGCCACACCAACCGAGAACGUUUUCUUCUCACCGUACAGUUUGUACCACGUGCUUCUGCUGAUGUACUUCGGAGCCAAAACGACAACGGAAAAGCUCCUCCGCACUGGUUUGGAACUGCACUGGACCAACGAUAAGCCGGUGGUAUGGCAGGCCUACAACAUUGGCAAGAAAUCGCUGGCGACAAGAUUUAGCAACGAUAAGGACAUCCAAUUCACCUCCGUCGAUAAGCUAUUCUUUGGCAAAAAUAUUCCCGUGGAGGAAUGCAUGGAGGAUAAAUUCUUCGACGAAAUCGAGAAGCUAGACUAUGAGAAUGAGCCGGAAGCGCAGCGAGUCUACAUCAAUAACUGGGUGGAAAACGUGACGCACGGAGAAAUCAAAGACCUGCUGAUACCGGGAUCAAUAACGCGAAACACAAAAUUGGCUGUUGCAAAUGCCGCAUACUUCAAGGGUACAUGGCAAACCAAAUUCAAGCCAGAGGAAACAAAGAAAGAAAUCUUCUACAUUUCCAACGAGCGACAGGAGUUUGUUGACAUGAUGCAUGUCCAAGGAACUUUCAAUCACGCUGCCAAUGAAAAACUUGCUUGUCACAUCCUUGAGUUACCGUACCACGGUCAGGAGGAAAGUUCACGCGUCUCGAUGUACGUGUUUCUACCCCCAGCUGAACCAAACGCACUGGAGAAGUUGCUAGCCCGAUUGACGGCAUCACCGGACAUUCUCAGUGAGGUCAUCGGCGAAGGAAUAUCUCGCCAGGUGGAUGUCAAGAUGCCUAAGUUUAGCAUCGAGAAAACCGUCGAAAUGAAACCCGUCCUCGAACGUAUGGGCAUGGGUAACCUGUUCGAUACCAGCGCGGAUUACUCCGGUUUCUCCAAGCAAGCCAAGAUCGAGUUUGACGAGGUUAUACAGAAGUCGAAGAUCACCGUGAACGAGGAAGGCUCGACGGCCGCUUCCAGCACGAUAGCGUUCAGCUUCCGGUCGUCGCGACCGGCCGAUCCGGCAAUGUUCCACUGCAACCAUCCGUUCGUGUUUAUCAUCUACGAUUAUUCGACGCAAGCGGUACUGUUUAACGGGGUGCACCGUCAACCGGAAUGAGUGGAUAGCGGCGUGUUCGCUUUUUGUUCCAAAUCCGGAAGUGGUGUUUAGUUGUUUAAGGUUUUAUUUUAUCCUACUGAUCGCGGCAUACGAGAAUGGAUGGCUGGCAAUGGUCACUAUUUAUUAACGAACAAAAUUAUCGUGUUUUUUCAUCGCUACUUCGCAUGGAACAUUUUGAAGUGAGAAUCAAAGAAAAUAUGAAAAUAAAAGCUUUAACUGAGA
This is a messenger RNA of Sabethes cyaneus, 1745 nucleotides long. Its product is annotated as serine protease inhibitor 88Ea-like. Gene Ontology annotation, molecular function: serine-type endopeptidase inhibitor activity. The coding region runs from base 243 to 1523 and encodes 426 amino acids. The record is from RefSeq and is a predicted model, not a curated record. The transcript has 4 exons. NCBI's taxonomy places the organism in Eukaryota, Metazoa, Arthropoda, Insecta, Diptera, Culicidae.